AUGCUGCCUUUGGACCGGUUCGAGAAGCGGAUCGCCACAGCGGAAGCUGUCAGGAGGAGCCCCUCAGAGCUCCGCUUUGACGAUUUGAUCGGCAAAAAUCGCCCCCACGUGUGGGAGGAGGCUGUGUGGCGUCCCUUCGGCUGUGUCAAUAUGGCUGCCGUUAACCUGGAUGUCCUACCUCCGCCAAUCACAUCCCCCCCGCCGCCCAAGCCAAUCACAUGCCCCCCACCGCCCACGCCAACGCCUCAGCCCAAAGUGAAGGCUGAGCGUGCGCCGAAGCCGCUGCCGCCACGGCGCCAGCAGCCGCCAAGGGCAUGCAAGAGAGUGCGGGAGGAGCUGCCCAAGCCACCUCAGCCCAAAGUCAAGGCUGAGCGUGUCUUGCCACCGCGGCGCCAACAGCCGCCCCGUGCCUGCAAGGCAGUGCGCGAGGAGCCUUCAGCGCCGCCAAAGCGUGCGGCGCCAAAGCGUGCGGCGCCUACGCCCACUGCGCCCACCGAGCGGGCAACGAAGCAGCGUGUGGCACCGCCUGCAACAAGUGCUGUGCCCGUCGCACCUUCGCCACCCAAGCGUCCCCAUGCCCGGGCCGCUGCCCGGGCCCCUGCCCCGGCGUUGCCAGCCCCGUUCCAGACGACUCCGGUGACACCGCCAAGCCUUCCAAAACGGAAGGCGGAUGCUCUGACACCGGAGCCGGUCUGCCACACCCCCGUGCUGGGGCUGUUGGGAAGCCAGUCUCUCCUGAAGCGGCGCCGGGUGCAGUGA
Molecule: messenger RNA, 759 nt
Organism: Effrenium voratum
Lineage: Eukaryota; Dinophyceae; Suessiales; Symbiodiniaceae
Source: the annotation of a GenBank genome assembly